This is a messenger RNA of Yarrowia lipolytica CLIB122, 705 nucleotides long. The record is from RefSeq and is a predicted model, not a curated record. NCBI's taxonomy places the organism in Eukaryota, Fungi, Ascomycota, Dipodascomycetes, Dipodascales.
AUGCCCACUAUAUUCAUCUCCACCCCCAGUGGUCUGAGAGAUAUCCAGAAACACGUUUUGGCUGAUGAUGAUGUCCACGUCGCUAUCGAAAGCGCUCUCAAAGAACUGCCCCCUAACGCCACAGCCAAGGGAUAUCUCAGCACCAGAGGAGGCCAGAGUCUUGAGAGCCUGUCUGCUGCAGCUGGUGACAUCUACUUGCGCUGGAAUAUGCGUCUUUGCGGUGGAAAGGGUGGUUUCGGGUCCAUGCUGCGAGCCCAGGGAGGACGUAUGGCCCGAAAGAAGAAUAGAAAGAAGACGGAGACGGAGAACGACUCUUUUCGAACGCUGGACGGCCGCCGAAUGAAGAGUAUCCGGCAGGCCAAGGAGCUUGGAGAGUACCUCAGCACAGCCGACGAGAUCAAGAAGAAGGAGGCCGAAGAGAAGAAACAGAAGCUGCUCAACAUUCUGCAGAAGGAAAAGACCAGUGGGUCCAGUCGAAAGAGCAAGUUUGAAAACACACGACUGCUGGAAGACCAUGAAGAUGCCGUUCAGAAGAUGCGAAAGGACGCGGAGAUGGCUGCUCUGGCUGUAUCCGAAAUUGAUACUGCCUUGUCAUCUUCUGCAGGAUCUUCCAGCUCGAAUGUGAAGGCCAAGGGUGGAGAUUUCUUUGGUAUGGACUUCAGCGAAUCCGAAAGUGAGUCUGAGUCCGACACCGAGUCUAUAUGA